AUGUCGAAUUGUACAGCAGUACUGUGUACGAAUCCGAUUGAUGUCGUCAAAGUGCGCAUGCAACUUCAGCACGAGUUACGGGGGACAAUACAGUAUCAUGGUCUCUUACGAGGUGCGAUAAAAAUUGUGCAAAAUGAAGGACUUUUAACGUUAUGGUCUGGAGUGGAACCAGCACUUUGGAGAGAAGCAUCCUAUAGCACGAUUCGCAUGGGCGCUUACGAACCAAUUAAAGAAUUAUUACACGCUGAAGGAUAUGUACCAUUAUGGAAGAAAAUCAUGGCAGGCGCGAUAUCCGGUGGAGUUGGCGCUUGCCUCACUUCUCCUACAGAUCUCAUAAAAAUACGACUACAAGCGCAGCGUGGACAAAAGAACUACAUUUAUUCUUCCACAAUUUCUGCAUUUCGGCAUAUAUAUCGUGAGGAAGGUCUGCGCGGUUUAUACCGUGGUGUUGGUCCAACAACUCAGCGAGCAAUCAUAGUAACCGCUUCGCAAAUCGCCAGUUACGAUGAAACCAAGCAUCUCCUUCUUUCCUACACAAAAGAAGGUGUGCUCAUCCACUUUCUUGCAGCCAUGUCAGCAGGAUUCGUUGCUGCCGUCACAACAUCUCCCAUAGACUUGAUUAAAUCCCGAAUAAUGAAUGCGCCUUCUGGACGAUAUCGAAGCGUCAUCGAUUGCGGAAGACAAGUAUUAAGAGCUGAAGGACUACGAGGAUUUUAUACGGGAUUUGUUCCGGUAUGGCUUAGAAUCGGUCCUCACACAAUGGUCACAUUUCUUGUUUUUGAACAGCUGCGACGGUUGGCGGGCAUGAAACCCAUAUAG
This is a messenger RNA of Didymodactylos carnosus, 819 nucleotides long. NCBI's taxonomy places the organism in Eukaryota, Metazoa, Rotifera, Eurotatoria, Philodinida, Philodinidae. The record is from the annotation of a GenBank genome assembly.